AUGGGAAACAUCUGUGGCAAGGAAAAGUCCGACAACUUCACUAGUCCUGGUCGGACAGUAGGCACAGCUCCUCCCCAGAACGCCGCGCCCAAGGCAUCCGUGCCAAAGAAGGCGGCCAAGGUCACUGGCCCGGGCAGAACGCUGGGUGGAAGCGUCGGCAGCGGUAGCACGCCUUCUACUGAGGGACAACAGACGCCAGAAGAGGCGCGACGGCGAGCGGCAGAAGCUGCAGAGGCACGUGCUGCUGGCGCGAGUAGGGGCGGCAAGCUUCAGGCACAGCUCGACGCACAGAAGAAGCAGUCGAGGACUGACGCCUUGAAGGAGGCUAGCAAGCAGGAGCUUGCUCGUCGGGAAGCAGAUGAUGCGACCCAAGCCAAGAACUGGGACUGA
Emericellopsis atlantica is the source of this 390-nucleotide messenger RNA. RefSeq lists its product as uncharacterized. Lineage: Eukaryota; Fungi; Ascomycota; Sordariomycetes; Hypocreales; Bionectriaceae. The transcript has 2 exons. The record is from RefSeq and is a predicted model, not a curated record. The coding region runs from base 1 to 390 and encodes 129 amino acids.